Molecule: messenger RNA, 432 nt
Organism: Psilocybe cubensis
Lineage: Eukaryota; Fungi; Basidiomycota; Agaricomycetes; Agaricales; Agrocybaceae
Exons: 6
Coding region: 1-432 (143 amino acids)
Biological process (GO): DNA-templated transcription; transcription initiation at RNA polymerase II promoter; maintenance of transcriptional fidelity during transcription elongation by RNA polymerase II
Cellular component (GO): RNA polymerase II, core complex
Molecular function (GO): DNA-directed RNA polymerase activity; zinc ion binding; nucleic acid binding
Source: RefSeq, a predicted model, not a curated record
AUGCUGUGUGAAUAUUCAAAGGCAUCCCUUCACUUUUGUCAAGAAUGCAACAACCUACUUUACCCCAAGGCGGACCCUCAGCGUCGGAUCAUGGUCUAUGGCUGCAGGAUAUGUCAAUACGAUGACAUGGUGGAGAAUAAGUGCGUCUACAGAAAUGACUUGUUGACAGUGACCAAGGAACAGGUCGGUGUCACCACCGACCUUGGGGCUGACGCUACCCUGGCACAUUCAAACAUUCCAUGUCCAAAAUGUGGCAACGAUGACGCAGUUUUUUAUCAAGAUCAAUCCAAACGAAAAGAGACACGAAUGAUUCUAUUCUUUUACAUUGGAGUUCAUGAUUACAAUGCGGUGGUAAUAACUGUAUACUUUGUCAAUAUUUGCUAUCCCUCCAAAUUUCAACGACACUUUCCUGUUCGCCAUUGUGAAAUCUAA